Zea mays is the source of this 1509-nucleotide messenger RNA. RefSeq lists its product as uncharacterized. The transcript has 7 exons. NCBI's taxonomy places the organism in Eukaryota, Viridiplantae, Streptophyta, Magnoliopsida, Poales, Poaceae. The record is from RefSeq and is marked predicted. Bases 119 to 1387 code for a protein of 422 amino acids.
GCCCCGCGCCGGCGCACCAACACACCCGGCCAUCUUCUCCCCCUUCCCUCCCAAUUCAAGGCGGCCCGGAAGCUCCUGCAGCCUUCCGGAAGGGCUUCGAGGCCGAGGCGGGCACGGGAUGUGGGGGCGGCACUACUGGGGCGGCGGCCGGCGCCCAAGCUGGGCGCCCGGAGGGAACGGAGCCGGCACCGGCGGCGUGGUGGUGAUGUUCGCGUGGCUGUCCAGCCAGGAGCGGCACGUGCGGGCGUACGUGGAGCUGUACGCGGCGCACGGGUGGGCGUGCCUCGUCUGCCACUCCGACUUCCUCACCCUGUUUUUCCCUGAGAAGGCUGCCAUGCUCGCCGACAGGGUGAUUGGGGAGCUUGUCAAGGUGCUGAAGAUUACACCUGUACCUGUUGUGUUUGCGUCGUUUUCGGGAGGGCCAAAAGGGUGCACAUACAAGGUUCUUCAGCUGAUCGAGAGAAGAUGUGAAGGGCAACUAAGCAUGGAUGAGUACCAGCUCGUACGAGAUUGUCUAUGCGGACAAAUGUAUGAUUCAAGCCCUGUGGAUUUUGUCAGUGACUUGGGCACUCGCUUCCUCCUCGAUCCAAGUGUCCUGAAGAUGUCUGAACCUCCUCGUGUCUUGUCAUGGAUGACUAAGGGCAUUGCCUCAGGUCUUGAUGUUCUUUUCAUAAACAAAUUUGAAGAACAACGUAAAGAUUAUUGGGAAACACUAUACUCAUCGGUGCAUUUUGGUCCAAUACUAAUACUCUGCUCAGAGGAUGAUCAACUUGCUACAUAUUCAGUUGUUCAAAAUUUUGGCCAGCAUCUGCUAGAGCUUGGUGGUGAUGUGAGCCUAAUUAAAUGGCAUAGUUCUCCGCAUGUCGGCCACUACAAGCAUCAUCCUGAGGAAUACAGAGCUGCUGUGACGGAGCUCCUAAAGAAAGCCUCGACGCUCUACGCGAGCAGACGACAACUCAACGGACACGCCGUGGGCACAAGCGAGCACACCGACGCGCCCGCGCCUGCAUCCACCUCCAAGUCCAACCCACACAGAGAUGCCGCGAGCUCUGUCGGUCGUAGCAGGCUGAUUCAAGCACCGGCCGAUCCAGCCGGCCAGUUUCCUUCCAUACCGAGCUCCAUGGAGUGUCACGAGAGCAGCAGCCAAGGUCCGCCGCAGCCGGAGCUGUUGAGCAUGCCGGGCGUGGAGAGCUCGGGCCUGCGUUGUGGGGUGCUGGGGCAGGCGCUGUACGGUGUCUGUGUUCCGAAGGACGUAGAAGAAGGCUGGGACCUCGCGCCGCCUUCCGCGUCGUCGGAUGGGAUGGGGAGGCGCGUCCGUGCUGCUGCCGCGCCGCCUCGCCGUGGUAGCUUCCGUCCGAUGAGAUGUGUACGGCGCUCGAGAUUGUGAUAUUGUGCGUGCGUUUUAGUUUAAAAAUUAAGGUGAGCAACAAAUAUUGAGAACGGAGGGAGUAGUACGUAUUCUCUAUACAAAUCAAUAUAAAUAUGGUGAUCGUAAUGGUCUAUUCCUCU